AUGGAGGCAGCCAACAAGAAUAUCAAAAAGAUUCUCAGAAGGAUAAUUCAAGGCACUAGACAAUGGCAUGAGAAGCUGCCUUUUGCACUUUUGGGAUAUCGCACAACAGUGCGCACCUCGAUUGGUGCAAAUUUUUGGAUGUAUGGAACUGAGGCUGUGAUUCCAGCGGAUGUUGAAAUUCCAUCUCUUCGAAUUAUUGUCGAGGCUGAAAUUGAAGAUACUGAAUGGGUCAAAACCCGAAUAGAGCAACUCGCAUUAAUAGACGAGAAACGAUUGACGAUUGUCUGUUUUGGUCAGCUUUAUCAGCAAAGGAUGGAUCGUGCAUACAACAAAAAGGUUCACCUAAGACACAUUGAAGUAGGUCAACUGGUCUUAAAGCGCAUUCUCCCGCACCAAGAAGAAGCCAAGGGAAAGUUUGCCCCAAAUUGGCAAGGUCCAUAUCUUAUCAAGGAAGUAUUGUCCAAAGAAGCCCUGCACCUUACUGAUGUGGAAGGAAAAAUCACGGGCAUAAUUGUUAAUGCAGAUUUAGUCAAAAGAUACUACAUCUAA
Solanum pennellii is the source of this 549-nucleotide messenger RNA. RefSeq lists its product as uncharacterized. The transcript has a single exon. Lineage: Eukaryota; Viridiplantae; Streptophyta; Magnoliopsida; Solanales; Solanaceae. The record is from RefSeq and is a predicted model, not a curated record. Bases 1 to 549 code for a protein of 182 amino acids. Gene Ontology annotation, molecular function: nucleic acid binding.